Molecule: messenger RNA, 2774 nt
Organism: Apus apus (common swift)
Lineage: Eukaryota; Metazoa; Chordata; Aves; Apodiformes; Apodidae
Gene: MTX3
Product: metaxin 3
Exons: 9
Coding region: 24-926 (300 amino acids)
Biological process (GO): mitochondrion organization
Cellular component (GO): SAM complex
Source: RefSeq, a predicted model, not a curated record
UGCCGGGCGGGCGGGCGGACAAGAUGGCGGCUCGGCUGGAGCUGAGCUGCUGGGGGGGCGCCUGGGGGCUGCCGUCCCUGCACCCGGAGUCUCUCACCGUCAUGGCUUACGCCAAAUUUUCUGGUGCUCCCCUGACAGUGAAUACUAUUAGUAACUCUUGGAGAGCUCCGAAAGGAGAUGUACCAGUCCUGGUAUCAGAAGACAUUGUUAUUUCUCAACCAGCAAAAAUACUAAAUUUCUUAAGAAAGCAGAAAUAUAAUGCUGAUUAUGAAUUGUCUGCAAAGCAAGGAGCUGAUACACUUGCAUAUAUUGCACUACUUGAAGAGAAACUGCUUCCUGCUUUGCUGCACACUUUCUGGGUUGAGGCUGAAAAUUACUGCAGUGUGACCAAGCCAUGGUUUGCCUCAAGGAUUUCCUUCCCAUUGAAUUUGUACCUGCCUGGAAAGAUGUCCAGGGAAGCGCUGAACAGGAUCUUGCUGACCAGGGGAGGGCCUCCACUCUAUAGUCUCACUGAAGUGGAAGCACAGAUAUACAGGGAUGCCAAGGAGUGCCUAAAUCUCCUGUCGAAGAGAUUGGGAACAUCUCAGUUUUUCUUUGGAGAGACGCCUACUACCUUGGAUGCCUUUGUAUUUGGUUUCCUUGCACCGAUUUAUAAAGUGUGCUUCCCUAGAGUACAACUACAAGAGCAUUUGAAACAGCUUUCCAAUCUGUGUCGAUUCUGUGAUAAUAUUUUGACUUGCUACUUCAGAUUAACUGUCUCAGGCCAUUCUCCGGCUGGACAGGAUACAGCAGAUGCUAAUCUGCAGAAACUCACACAGCUUGUAAAUAAGGAAUCCAACUUGAUUGAAAAGAUCCGGCUCUCAUUAUUUCUCUGCAGAUGGACGACAACCUUCGUAAGAGUCCUCAGCAUCCCCCUCGAAAGCUAACAACUCUCAAGCUGGCUGCAGGUGGAGAAGAAAACAAUCCUUUGAAUCGUUUGUCACCUUGACAGCUUUUGUUUCCCAUACACGUGUUUGCCUUCAACUCUUCUGAGCGUCACAGUAAAUUUUUUCACAUGAAUGUCAUUUUGCAAGGGAAGAGUCUGCUAAUGGGUACAAGUAGGGAAGAAGUACAGCUUUACAAUCUCCUACCUACCUAUUCUUGUAAGAAGUUGCGUAGUUCAGGCUGACCACACACUAAGCUGAGGCUAAAGUAAACAAGAGGCUUAUUGCUGCAGAUCUUAAAGUGAUUUUGCACAGCAUAUUUUUGCCAUUAGCCUAGCAGAAGUGUUGACCAAAAGUUAAAAUUCCACUUACGGAAUGUUCACUGCUAUUUUAUUAUGUGGCUUUUGAUUUUACUGUAAUCAUGUUACUAUAUGUGAGUGGGUAUACCUUUGUAUGUCUGAUGAUCACAAAGUCCAGUUGCGAAGUUGGUGAAAAGACUGGGUCAAAAAUGAAAUGGUAAUUGAGAAACGAGAAGCUAUGUGAGCAAGUUAAGUAUUUUCUAUUGUACUUUUGUGAACACUCUUGGGUGUUGCAUUUUAAGGUUGCUUGUAGUUUUGACAGCUUGUCAUGUUGUACUUUGAGGCAGAUUGUUGAGAAGUGUGUGUGCUGUGGGGAGUACAAUGAUGCACAAUACUAUAAUUUCACAGGUGCCGAGUGUUAGUCCUGUGUGAAACAGGCUUAACCUGUGCACAGGGUAAUACCCCAGUGCUGCAAAACUGUCAAAUCAAAAUCACUGAGGACUGGUAUUGAGAUGGAGAGGUUUGAUUGGCUCCUCUCAGGGCAAGAGACUUGACUAGCAAAGACUCUGCAUCUCUGGAUUGAAAGGAACUGAUUUGGGCUUUGUAAGAAAGCUGAUGUAGGCUUUUAAAUUUAUGGCAGAUGCUUCUUAAUUUGUUUUGUCAAAUUUUUUUAAAAGCACUACAGUUAAUUUGAAAACUAAAAUAAAAAAUCUCCAAAUUUUUUGGUUUUGACAGUCUAGUUCAGAGUUCUUUUAUCUCUGAGAACUGUAAUACGUCACUGUGCAUAUUUCUUCUGUUUAACUGAGGAACUUACAUCUCAUGUUUCCUCAUAGUACAGCCUUGCUGGUUCUAGAGACCCAAGCAUUCUGUUACAAGAGAGAUGCUGAUUGUCUAUGGGCAAGGCACCAGCAGACGCUUAAUGAGUGGGUGUGAACAGAAUCAGUCAAGGAGAUUGGCCAGAAUGGCCAUGCUGGGGAUACAGAAUUCCGAUGGCUGUAUGUAUCGGAUGACUGAUAUAUUUUUUUCCUUUUUUCUGGUCAAAUAGAAAUAGUCUUCUUCCCUUCACCUACUAGUCACAUUUGAGAUAAAUUAUUUCCUAUUUAUACAGAGAAGACUGUAGAUUGUGUACAUAUUGUACUUCCAGACUCAAUAUAAUUCAAUAAGGAAUGUAAUAUCUUUAACAUUUCUUAACUAUAAUGGAAAUGUUGGGUUUCUAAUGAGCACUUUAAAAUAAUGUUUAAGUUUCAUGCUCACACUAGAGUAUUUGUUUAAGUGAUUUGAAAUUAUCUAGCUCAUAUUCAUAAUAAUUGUAUAAACUGGCAGUCCACUACAUGUAAAAGUAAGUCAGAUGUUUAAAAUUUUUACUGCCUAUAUCUUCACAAGGUUUAAAUGAGAUCGAGUCACUUGGCUUUUCAAAGUCUUUACUUUAUAAACAUGGCGAUGGAGAUUAUGCCUUAGUUUGUUGCUUUUGUGAAUAUGUAUGCUCAGUCUUUAAAAUCUCCUUUGUAAGAAGGUCAUUGUUCCAAGAUUAAAAUUUUGGAUUUUUAGUGCA